UUUUAGUCUCAAUUUAUUUAGAAAUGCCCGGAUAAUGCAAAUAAAUUUUUCGACAUGGCAGUACAUCAACAGGGUCAGAAAAUGGAUGAUAUGACCAGAAUCCUUCCAUCAAAUUGCUCCAAAGUUUUUAUACAAAGAGAUUUCUCGGAUGGAACUGCUGUUAAAUUUCAUACAAAAGAAUUUCCAACAGAGCUUGUUGGAAAGAUUGAAGAUAAAUACUUGGUACAGACCAUCACAACAUUGAAUACUAUGUAUAGCGAGGCGGAGUCCUUGAAUAGUCGUAACUACUGCGAGAGCUGCUUUGCCUGUCUGACUGCGUACCUCAGCUAUCUGUGUUUUGACACGCAUUAUGAAAAAGUGUUGAAAAAGGUUGGAAAGUACAUAGCAGAACAGAAUCAAACAGUAUAUGUUCCAAGAGGUCUUAUGUUGGUGGAUCCAGUGGAGCGGGGUUUAAGAACACUUGAAAUUUGCAUACUGAACGAAUCCAAUGGGAGAUGAUGCUGGUUAAUUGUCAGAAGAAGAUUGUGAAAGUGAAAGAACAGCCUGUGAAUUCCACUGUACUAUGGCCGUCAAUCUUAUACUAGAUGUUGUGAUCAGUGCUCUCUAUAAAAUAUGUCCUCCAGCCCCUGUUACAUACUUCCUGGCUCUGUCAAUACAACACACACACCCACCCCCCAGUAUAUACUUCCUGGCUCUGUCUAUACAAUCAUCACAUGGUAGUUCUCCUGUCAUAUAUUGCUUUUUAUGUUGUCCAGUUGAUAUGGAGGCCUGACACAGCUAUAACCUUGAGAAUCUGUACAACCUUUAUAUCAUGUCUCUGUAUGGACAGACUCUAUACAUCGGUAGUUACAUUCCAGAUUUUAAUCUCUCAAGUAAGGGUUGCAGUAUUUUUAUCCAGAGUGUAAUAAUAUCACUGGUACAUGUGAUCAGACUUCUUCAUCGACAGAAUCAUGAAUCAAUCAUUUGUACUACACUGUAUGGAGAACAGCUCUCUUGAGAAAUUCUCUUUGUAUAUAAUGAGUAGUGUUUGAUAAGUUUGCUUGUAAUAUAGUUUGGCAAUUGAAAUAUUUUUCUAUCACACUGUAAAUUGAUUUCUAAUGACUUAUGUACCUAUUUUUUGUUAUCAGAAUGUCCCAAGCCAAUCACUGUACAUUUAGUUUUAUAUGCUUUAUACUUGUAUGUACAUUUCAUAUUGUGUGAAAAAAUCCUACCUUUAAAUGAUUACUAGUGCACUCGUGUUUUGUCUUGACACGCAGGGACAAUUCAUUACAGGUACAGUUAAAACUGUCUAGUCUGUUACCUUCCUGUAUGUAACCUGUAUAUGUCGAAUCUAAUUUUCGCCCCAUUGUAUGUUUCUUUACACAGUACAAUCUGAUUUACUGUCUAUUUGACAUAACUGUCUCUCACACAGCAUGUCGAAUUGUAAGCUUUUACUUUUAUGUUGAUAAUGACCAUGAACAGUAUCAAUUCUCACAGCUAUCAAAAGAAAGAAUUCCUUAAUUACAAAACAAGUUAAGUGAACAAAGGAAAGGUUAGAUAUGAAUUAUUUCAGCGAGGUACACCAUUUACAAUCAGCAGUGGCAGACCUCCACUUCAGUGAUACAGGUUGUCUGCAUGCUGAAUCACCAUUAGAUAAAUUUUCUACAAUAGUCCACCUCUGUUGAUCUUCAGAAUUAAUCUGCAUACAAACUUUUCUAAUCAUUCAAGGUUCAGUGAAUACAGAGAAUUGUGUAGUAUUAUAAAUAUUGUAUACUGUUUCCACUAGAUAUGAUUGCAAUGUAUUUGUGGAUGUUUUGUAAUUAAGUUCAGUUUCAUAUUCAAGGUUGUCUUUCACUGGAAGAAAAUUACUUUUCACACAUUUGAAAUGAUCAACUGUAAUUUUGUUGCAUGCAUUAUCAUAAAUUAGAGAUAUCUAAAUCGUGAAAAACGAAUUGAACACUAUGAUACACAGGCAAUGGAUAGACUGUCAAGUUCAUAAUAUUGUUCUCUCUCUACUUUACUUUUAAACGUCUUCAUCAUAUUUUGAUACAGAUUCUUUUCACGCUUUUGUAAGUGAUUGUUACAUCAUUAAACAGACGCUCUUUUUAACAUCCUGUAGACACAUGACCAUGGCCGUCUUAAUGUACAAUGACAAUUACUAGUAUACAAAGACCUUGUGAACAGUUUCCCUGCAGACCGGUAAAUUCAUAGAAGUGCAGGGUAUACUAUAAGAAUUUUAUUUCCCCAGAAAUGAAGGAAAUUUUAGACUUUCUUCAAUGUAUACAGAAAAUUUAUACCACAUCUAGUCUUGACUUGAGACUGGGGUGUUUAAACUGUACUGAAAUUGGAUAUGAUUCUGUUGUGUAGAUAAAUCACUUUUGUUUUUCAAUAUGUCAUUCCCAAAUUGAUUGGCAGGUGAGUAGGGCAGACUAUAGGUCUUCCUACCAUUCCAAAGGAACUGCUAAAUUAUCUUCAUCGUGGCGGAUGUCCCAUCAGUUUGUCAACUUUCUCUUUUUUGUUGUUAAAAUGGCAACAUAUAUGGAAAUUCUGUCGUAUACUCAUUUUAACGUUUUCAGAAUUUAGUCAUUUAAUCAAUAAAGAAUUCAGCCAACCUGUAGGUCCUAGACUAACGCAUGCGUAGGUGAGCGCCAUCUGUAAUGCACUUUAUUUAUUCUUUUAGAUAAUAGAUCAGUGUUAAUUCUUGGCGACUGUGCCAAAUUAUAAAUAUCGCGAAUAUGAUUAGAUAAUGUAAUUAGGCUAUAGUGAUUUUAAUUUAUUUUGUAAACUUGUUUAUUAAUUCACUAAUUAUCUGUUCCUUAAAUUUGUUCUACAGGAAACCCGCUUCAUCUUUAGGAACAGAACUUAUUUUUAUUAGGAGUAAAUUUAUCAAUAGCAGUCGGUUAGAAUUCAAUAUACAUGUAUCUGAGCUCAAAAAGAACUAUGAUUAUAAGUUUAUAUAUUAGAAUAUAUCUAUUGCUUCAGUAUUUUAGUCAAUAUGACAAGUAUUUAUUAUGCUGUGUUUUGUGUUGAUUGUGUCUUAUGAAUAAAGAUGUCAUCCUUGCU
Ostrea edulis (European flat oyster) is the source of this 3042-nucleotide messenger RNA. Its product is annotated as golgin subfamily A member 7-like. Gene Ontology annotation, biological process: protein targeting to membrane; peptidyl-L-cysteine S-palmitoylation. The transcript has 5 exons. Bases 55 to 498 code for a protein of 147 amino acids. The record is from RefSeq and is a predicted model, not a curated record. Lineage: Eukaryota; Metazoa; Mollusca; Bivalvia; Ostreida; Ostreidae. Gene Ontology annotation, cellular component: palmitoyltransferase complex.